Molecule: messenger RNA, 4728 nt
Organism: Thalassophryne amazonica
Lineage: Eukaryota; Metazoa; Chordata; Actinopteri; Batrachoidiformes; Batrachoididae
Gene: zhx3
Product: zinc fingers and homeoboxes 3
Exons: 6
Coding region: 380-3838 (1152 amino acids)
Biological process (GO): regulation of transcription by RNA polymerase II
Cellular component (GO): nucleus
Molecular function (GO): DNA binding; DNA-binding transcription factor activity, RNA polymerase II-specific
Source: RefSeq, a predicted model, not a curated record
UGCGCGAUUUUUCAUUGGACUGCAAAUUUGACCUGAAUGUUUUUGUGUGUAAGUUAUUCCACCAUCUUUACUAUUGUUGGUCUGUUUGUUCCACAGUUUAGUUUGAAGUGCAACAUUUGAUGUCACUGGUUAAAUCUGUUCACCAUGUUUCAGAAGUAUUGUUUUUCAUAACUGAAGACUUGAACUAAAACCUGUUCUGUUAUUUCCAGGGUUUCAGUCUGACUCGUGAUGAGGACGACCAGCUAAUGUGCAGACCUGUGGCUAUGCUUUGCUGCAUUCCUCCCCUCAUGCCUGCUCCUUAAUCAACCAGAAGCGACCCAUAUUCAGCCACACCCCACUCACGGCCAUUUGACCAACCCCCCCACCCUGGUGUCCCACUAUGGCCAGCAAGAGGAAGUCAACUAUUCCUUGUAUGAUUCCCAGCAAGGUCUUGCAUCUUCAAGAGGAGCUUGAACAAGACUCUCUAAUUCCUCAUCAAGCCAGAUCAUCUGGUCAUAACCCCACAGACCCCGGAGAGUCUUCUAAACCAGAUGCAGAGGACCCUGUCAAAGACUGUGCUGGAACAUACACAUGUAGGCCUUGUAACUUUGAAACCCACGACCUUAAUCUGUUCUUGGAUCAUGUGUACAGUGGUCACCCAGACUUCCGCUCAGACCCCAGCUUCCUCUGUAUCAACUGUGGAGCUUCUGCACCCAAGUUUGAAGGUCUGGCCCUGCACAAUGCCAGGAUUCACCCAAGCACAUUAAACGCUCCUCUGCAGCUCAGAAGGAGGGAUAGGAGGGAGGUAGUUGAGCAGAAUUUGGUGACUAGGACAGAGGCCGGGAAGGAUGGUGAAAUUUCGAUAAGCAAAACCCCAAUUAUGAGAAUGUUAAAAGGCAAAUCGGAGCCGAAAAGGAUAAUAGUGUCUCAUCCCAUCUCUGAGGAGCUUUCUUCAGAUUCACAAAGUAUCACUCCCUCCAGAGAUGCGGAGAGGAAGGAUACUCCUGCAGUUACAGUUACACACGUCCCAACUAUUGUCCACAAUGGAACGUCAGCCAAGGUCACGCUGCCCUCAGCGAUACAGAUAGUCAAUGGCUCUGGAACUUUACCGAUACUCAAAACCCCCAUCACGCAGGUAGUCUCAGUGGUUCAGAAUAGAAACUUCCAUCAAUCUGCUCCCAUCACAGCUUCAACAGAUGUUUCCUCGUCUUCGAAAAAUCUCCCAAAGGUAAUGAUUCCUUUGAGCAGCAUCCCAACCUAUAGUGCCUCCAUGGACUCGUCUUCUUUCCUAAAGACUUCUUUCAGUAAGUUCCCAUACCCCACAAAAGCUGAGCUCUGCUACCUGACUGUGGUCACAAAGUUCCCUGAAGAGCAGAUCAAGAUCUGGUUCACGGCCCAGAGACUUAAACAGGGCAUCAGCUGGUCUCCAGAGGAGAUUGAGGAAGCCAGGAGGAAGAUGUUCAACACCAUCAUCCAGACUACACCCUCCAACUCCCAGAACCAGACCCAGAGUCAUCACAGCUCAGCUCAACACACAAUCACAGUUCUACCUGCCUCAUUGGGGGCCACAGGGAUUCCGCAAAUCCUUCAAAGCUCCCUUGUCACCCAAGGAGGGGUCAUCGUUACCCAGCCAGUGGUGGCCAACGGUAUCCAGGUUAGCAAUGCUCCUGUGGCUCUGGCUGUCACACCAAAGCCUCAAGCAGCAGCUCGCCCCAUGAUGCAGGCUCGGCCUGCUGCAGCCCUGGUGGCUGACAAAGGAAGCAGCAUGGUGGUGGGGACUGUGGGCAGCAGUAGUAUUGUGAGCAAUGUCAUUAGCAGCAGUAAUGGUAGUAGAAGGGGAGGAGGGAACAAUAACAAUGUUAUUAGUGGGUCAAGUGGUAACAGUCCAUCCAGUGUCAUCAAUCUAAGUCUAAGCAACAGUAAACACAGUGAUGCCAAGGCAAGCAAUGUGAAUGGUAGACACUGCACUGCUCAUGCUGAUUCUCAUGACAAGAGCAACAGCAGUGUUGCCAAACAUUUAAAUGCUCCUAAAAGCCACAAUGAUUGUAAGAACACUGACAUCAGCAAAUCUAACAACACCAGCAUUGUAGACAGUAACAAUGACAAAAAUAAUAACAAAAGCACCACAAGUGGCAAACACAACAGCGAUGGCAAAAACAGCAACGAUGGACGGAAGAGCAAGGAAGGUAAUAAUGGCAGCAACAAAAUUAAUGCAGCUACAAGAAGUAGUUCCCCCGCAAGCACAGAGGGCCCAAGUGAUGUUGCAACCCGCAGUGAUUCACCACCAGUCAAAAAUGAGGAGGUGCCUUCUCCAGCUUCCAAAUCGUCUUUCCCAUCUCCAGCAGCUCCUUCAGGCAGCUCUCAGACACUUGUUAACACAUUCCUGGACCCCAUCUUCUCCAAGAGCAAGAAGUCUCAGGAGCAGCUUGGUACUCUGAAGGAUAGCUUUCAGGUCAGUCAAUUUCCAGACCAUGAUGAGGUGGAGCGGCUCACUGGUAUAACUGGACUCACAGUGCGAGAGGUCCGCAAGUGGUUCAGUGACCGGCGCUACCACUUUCGCAAUCACAAAGGUACACGCUCCACCACAGGUAGCCAGAGUAAGUCUGGCACUGCCACAGGAGGAGGGAGUGGCACAAAUGCGACAGGGAGUGGCGCUGCUGCCAGUCCCGUCGAGCUGUCUGAAAGUAGCAGCACGUCUGGUGCAAAAACUCCCCAGCAGGGCUCAGCACCCCUCAGCCCAUGUGUCACACAGACUCCCACCUCUCCUACCACACCUUCUCGCCGACAUACCAGAGCACCCUCUCCAGAUUUCACAGCUGUUCGCUACAAAGAGAGGGAGCCUUACCAGGUCAGGGCACUAGAGGCCAGCUUUGCCCAGGACCCUGACCCUACAGUAGAGGAAGUGGAUAGACUACGAACUGAGACUAAAAUGACCAGAAGGGAGAUCCACGGCUGGUUCACUGAGAGGAAGAAGCGAGUGGCGGCUGAGAAAAAGAAGGAGGAGGCAGAGCGGGCAUUGCAAGAGUUGGAAGAAGAGGUAGAAGGUGAUUGGGAGGCGCGACAGCAUGAGGACACUUCAGGAGAGCUUAAAGUUAACCCUAUUAAAAUAAAUCUGAAGAUGCUAAAGGUGACUGAGGCUAACGGUAAACCUGACAGGGAAACUUUACAAAGCCCAACGCUACAUCUUCAGUCUAGCAGCACAUCUGCACGCCUCUCUGACCCCGCUCCGUCCCUUACCUCCAAACCAUCCCAGUCUCCAAAAACAUGUUCCUCCAACCCAACACCCAAAACAUCCCACUCUCCCAAGCCAUCAUCAGUUCGAGGCAAGAAGACUGUGAAGCAGCUGCACCUGCUUAAACAGAUUUAUGCCAGGACCCAGUGGCCGAGUGCUUCAGACUACGAUGAACUAAUGACCACUACAGAGCUGACAAGGCCAGAAAUAGUGCGUUGGUUUGGGGACUGUCGUUACGUUCAGAAGAACGGCCAGCUGAAGUGGCUGGAGGCUUACCAGAACGUGGCUCUGGCAGAGGACCUUCAGAAAGGGAACACACAGAUUCUCCAAGAUCAUCUUGAUGCCCACAGCAGCCUGGAUGAGUCAAAGCUACAGCAACUGGUCCAGGCUAGUGGAUUAACAGCAGACUUGGUGCGACACUGGUUCUCCACAAAGACAUCGCUGCCCCAGAUGGAAAAAAAUGACAGCCAUACAACGCGACCAAGAUCAGUUAGUCCAGGAACAGCAGCCGAGCCACAAACCAGAUCCUCACCGCUGCAGCGAGGAGGAGAGCAGGAGGAACAGGUGAUGUACAGCGUUUCAGAAGAAGCAAAGGAGGCAGACACCGACCAGAACAAAGUCUACUAAAGGAAGAGUUUGAGGAGUGACGUUCCCGGCACGUCUUUGCAUAAGGGUCUGACGAAAAGGUGGAGGACGCAGUUUGAAUAGCAUCACUGGAUGGAAAUGGACUUGGAAACCAUCUCACCCCCCUUGUUGCUCAAACCAAUACGGGAGGGGGCUGACGACCCCCACUACAUGAGAUGGAUGCAAAAGCUAAAUCCCAGUCUCCAUCUUUUGAUAGUCCUUGUACUCACACAAAUAUCUCCCCCACACCCGCCAUUUUCUGUUGAGGAUUAACUUCCAGGACAGACUGCAGUGAGCAGAGGAACGAACAGUGUGGAUAUUUUUCUGGCAUAAUUUAUUCCAACUGCCUGCUGUGAUGGGAGGGAAACUGGAAGUGGUGGUGGGAGGUACCAAGGCCUCGGCGGAUACUGAUUGGGGGUGGGGCCUGGGUUUAGCUCAUUUUUGACUACGCUGACCCUCAGACUGUAUUGUUGGGUCUGGAAAAAAUGCACAGCUGUUUGCUGCAGGGUGCUUGCCAAAGCCUUAAAAAUCACACUUGAUCAUAAAUAUAACUGUAUUCCACUUUUACCAUCAUGUACCCUCAUACGGUUUGCAGUUUCUUUUCAGAUGUGCUUCGGUGUCUGUGAACUUUUUUCAUUGCAUUCUUUGGGGUUUCUUUUCUUCUCUCAUUUCUUUUUAAAGAGGGCAAGUAUUCAUCAGACUAUGAAAGCUUGUGUCUUGUAGCAUCAACUGUUUCUUCACAUCCCUGAUGUGUACGUACAUUUGUUUAUAUGGAACUUUGUAAUGUAAAAUUUGACUGUAAAAGAACUGUGAACUUUUGACGGAGUUCCUUGCUUAGUCUUGAUGUAUAAUUUUUACAGAUGGCAUUUGCAGAAUAAAUAGAUUGACACAAA